AUGGAUACUAUAGAAAAAAGUAAAAGGAAAGAAAAUGAAAUAGAUGAUCAUUAUAAAAAUGAAACACAAAAAAAAAAUAGUGAAACAUAUAGUAUGCAAAUAAAUGACGAAAAAAAAAAUAAUGAAAUAAAUAAUUUCUCAAAAGUGGAGAAUAGUUUGGAUAUUUAUGGAAUUGCUAAUGUAAAUAAAAAUGAAAUGGCCAUGUAUAAUAAUUUUGAGACAAUUGGUUCUACAUCUACUACUAAUAAUAAUGGGAAUAAUCUAAUUAUGAGAAAAAAUAAUGAACAUAAUGAAGGAAAAAAAAUAUUUGGUGUUGAAAAUAAAAGCAGUUAUGAAACAGAAGAUGAUAUUUUAUUAAAUGAUGAAACUAACUUAUCGGAUGAAGAAGUCGAAGAUGAAAAUGUUCGCGAAAAAGAUUUAAUACUGCAAAGAUAUAAACAUGGAACUAGUAUAUAUAUAGAUAUAUUGUUUAUUGAAAAUGAUAAAAAAAAAAAAAAAAAAAAUCCAUGUGUAGUUAUCGAUUUUUAUUCUGAAUGCUUAAAUAAAUAUAAAAGUGAAUGUAGUUUUGUAUAUUAUCAAAAUUAUAAUAGUAUUAGUAAUGUGAUAAUAAAUGAAAACGUAGAUGUAGGAAAUUUGAAUACAUCUACAAAUACUUUAAUAGAAAAUUUCGAAAAUCUAAAUACAGGAAAUAAUAUAAAUUAUUCUAUUGAAGAAAAUAUUAAUAAUUUAAAUUUAGGAGAUGAACAAAAUGUAAAUGGUAAAAAUAAAAUAAUUCCAAAAAUUGUUACAAACCAAUUGAUAAGUAAUAAUACAGGAAUAAAUUGUGGAUCUAGUUCUAUUCUUCCAUAUGAUGAUUUUAAAAAUUUUGAUCUUCAAAAAAAAAAACAAGAAUCUUUAGAUCCACUUUUAAAAUGUAUUAAUUCAUUAUCUGAUAGAAUCAAUUUACAACAUCUAGUUGGUGAUCCGACGUCAUAUUUUAAAUUAGGAGGUGGUGAUAUGUUUUAUGAUAUAAAUGAUCCUUUUUUAGAUGAUGAAGAAAUGUAUAAAGAAUUAAAUAAAACAAAAAAUGAAAUAAUAUUAACUAGGCAAAUUGAAGAUGAAUAUAGUGUAUGGAGUGCAGAUAUUUCAGACGAUUAUGUUGAAAUAAAUCCAAAUUAUUUUUUUUCAUUUUAUAGUUCAAAAUGUAAAUAUAUAUAUGAAAGUGAUAAUGAAGAAAUUGAUGAAAUAAAUAUAGAAAAAAGUGAAAGUUCAGAUAAUGAAAAUUAUAAAAAUGUGUUAAAUUCAUCAUCUUCACAAUGUUUAAAUGAAAAUAUAAAAGAAGUAUAUAUUAUAAACAAUGAUAUAAGUAAUAAUGAAAAAAAAAAUGAUGAUUUUAUGAUAUACUCUAGUGAGGAAGAUAUUUGUGAAUCAUCUUCUGAUGAAGAAAAUGGAAAUAAUGAAAAAGAAUCCGAUUUUUCUGAAGAAGAAAUUAUUUUUAAUCCAUUUGCUUGGAAAAAAUUCGAAAAACAUAUUCCUUUAGAAUUUAUUUCAUAUUUUGAAAAUUUAGAAAAAGAAUUAGAUGCACUACCAAUUGAAGUAGAUAUAUCAGAUAUUCAAAAAAUUAUAAAAAUAUAUAUUCAUAAAAUAUUUGUGCAUAUUAUGAAAAAACAUAAAAAAACGUUGAAUCAUUUUAAUAUGCUUUUAGAUGAUUUUAUAGAAAUAGAUAUAAAACAAUUAAGAUGGCUAACUACAAUAAUAAAUAAAACUUCAAACUCAUUAAAUGAUAUUGAUAUUUGUCGAAUUUGGUUUGAGCAUAUUUUUUCUUAUAAUACUAAAUUGUUUGUAAAUUAUGAAAAAGAAUUUAUUACAAAAAUUAAAACCUCACAAAUUUUUGAAAAAAAUAAUAAAUUGCAUCUAAAUAAUAUACUAAAGGAUAUAUCACUAUGGAAAGUAUAUCAUGAUAGUAUGGAAAAAAAUAGUAAAGAAAAUGUAGAUGUAGACUCUAUUAAUAUUAAUGUAAAUGGAAAAAAUGGAUCGAUCCAUUUCAAAAAUAGCCAAUCUAGUUUAAAAGAACUAGAUAACAAAAAAAAAAUAGAAAAUGGAGUAAAUACACUGGAUGAUAAAUAUUUGAAAAAUGAAAAAAACAAUUUUAUAAAUUCAAAAAAUGGAAAUGAUAAUGGAUUAAAGAAAAUAGCUGGGCAUAUGUCUACUCAUAAUAUUAUUGAAAGUAAUAAGGGGGAUAAAAAAAUGUUUUAUGGAAAUAAUUCAAUAAGCAAUACUGAUUUAAUUAAAAGUGGAAAUGAAGAAAAUUUUGGUAAAAAUGGUAAUCAAAAUAUAUCAGAAAUUAAUAAUAUAACAAAUAAUGGAUCACAAAAAAUUGAUGAAUCUGACAAAAUAAAAGGAAAUGAUAAAAAUGGUGAAAAAGAACAAGAUGUAAAUAAAAUAAAUAAUAUAAAUAACAAUUAUAAAGAAAAUUAUAAACUAAUUGAAAAAUAUUUCAAACGAUUCGAAAAUAUAUCUCAUGAUAUAUUAAAUUAUAUAAAAAUAUUUAACAAACAAAAAUGUUUUUUGAAAGACAUGAUAUCAGCAGGUUUUGAUGUACUAGUAGAAAAAAAUAAUAAAUAUUUUGGAAAAUUACCACAUAUAGCAUUAUCAGAUAUAUUAACAAGUUUAUUUAAUUUUAGAUAUAAAACAAAUGUAAUAAUUAAUUAUGAUUAUAUAGAAGCUCUUAUAAAUUUUUAUCAAGAAAAAUAUAAAAUUGAUAUAUCUUAUGAUAAAGGAAAAAAUAAAAAAGUUUUUCUUUUUGAUACUGUCGAAAUGAGCAAACUAAAUCUUAUAUUUUAUAAAAAUAAAAAUAUACUUAACGAUAAAAUGGCGUUAAAUAAUAGUGAUCAUGAUAAAAAAGAAAAUUAUAAAAUGAAAGAAUUUCAUGAUGGGAAAAAUAUGAAUAAUGGGAAUAGUAACUUCAAACAUUUUGGAACAAACACAAAUGACAUUUUAGAAAAAAAUAAUAAAUAUAAUUUAACUUUUAAAAACGAAUUUAAGAAUGUACACACAUUAAAUAAUUCAAAUAAUUUAAUAAAUAAAAGAAAAAUACAUGAAUCAAAUAAGCAUAAUAAUAUUAAAGAAGUAAACUAUAAUAUAAAUACAAAAAAAAAAAAUAUAGAUAAUCAUGAUAAUAAUAAUCAAAAAAAAGGAUUAUCAUCAGCACGUAUUGUUAUAUGCUCAGACAACGAAAUUGAAAAUAUUUCGAGUAAACAUUUUCCAAUUAAAAAUAAUCUCAAAAAUAUAACUACAUUUAUAGAAAAUAUUACAAAAAAAAAAAAUAAUCAUACUUGUGAUAAUAAUCACAGGAAAAAUUGUAACAAUAAUAAUAAUGUAAGCAAACAAAAUGGUUCUAUUUUUAAUUUAAAAAAAGUUAGAGAUGUUACAAAUGCAUGUGCUAAAAGUAGUAGAACAAUUAUGAGUAAUAUAUCUGUUAAAAAUCCAAAUAAAAAUAAUAUGCAUUGUAACUAUAAUAGUAAUUAUAUAGAAAGUGAAUAUCCUAAUAUUAUUAAAUUUUCAAAACAAAAAAACAUUUUCAAUAAUGAAAAGAUGUUCAUUAUUAGUGAUGGAAAUAAUAGUAUACUCAAUUCUAGUAACAAUUUUAACGAUAAAACGAACUUAUAUAAAAAACGAAAAAUAAAAGAUGCCUAUAUAUCUAAUAAAAAUAAUAAUGUUGCUAUUACUAAGUUUGAUCAAAUAUCUGAAAAAAUAAAGACAACAAAUGUGGAUGAUAAGUCAGGUAUACGUAGAUGCAUAACUGUGGAUUCAUCAGAGGAAAAUGGGAAUUAG
Messenger RNA from Plasmodium berghei ANKA, 3813 nucleotides. RefSeq names its product conserved protein, unknown function. The transcript has a single exon. The record is from RefSeq and is a predicted model, not a curated record. Bases 1 to 3813 code for a protein of 1270 amino acids. Lineage: Eukaryota; Apicomplexa; Aconoidasida; Haemosporida; Plasmodiidae.